Hippoglossus stenolepis (Pacific halibut) is the source of this 3166-nucleotide messenger RNA. Its product is annotated as E3 SUMO-protein ligase CBX4. The coding region runs from base 242 to 1978 and encodes 578 amino acids. The record is from RefSeq and is a predicted model, not a curated record. Lineage: Eukaryota; Metazoa; Chordata; Actinopteri; Pleuronectiformes; Pleuronectidae. Gene Ontology annotation, biological process: negative regulation of DNA-templated transcription. The transcript has 5 exons.
GAAGUGUUUUGUUGCUGCAGCUUCAACUCGGCUGCAGAGCGGGUGUCUCCGAGGGGGAGCGCAGGGAAAAAACAGGAGGAGCGGGGGGCUCUUGUGUCUCACAUCAGAGGAGCAGAGGACGAGGACGCGGCCUGGCAGAGAGGAGAACGUGUCCGAUAUUCCAACAGCGCAGCGAGGAGCGGGGAGACAAAAAAGGAAAAAUAAACCCAGACGAGCCGCUUCUCUUCUCUUGGAUCGGAAAAUGGAACUACCCGCCGCGGGAGAGCACGUCUUUGCGGUGGAGAGCAUCGAGAAGAAGCGCAUCAGAAAGGGGAGGUUCGAGUAUCUGGUCAAGUGGCGAGGAUGGUCUCCAAAAUACAACACGUGGGAACCAGAGGAAAACAUCCUGGACCCAAGGCUGCUUGAUGCUUUCCAAGACAGAGAACGUCAGGAGCAGCUGAUGGGAUAUCGCAAGAGAGGCCCCAAGCCCAAGCACCUUCUGGUCCAGGUCCCUUCAUUUGCGCGGAGAUCCAGCAUUCUGGCUGACCUCCACGAGGCGUCCCUGGAUGAGGACAGCUGCGAGAAGUCCAACCCCAUCCAGAUGCUCCGUCCCCAGGGCCAACAGUACCAGCUGAACAGCAAGAAGCACCACCAGUACCAGCCGCUGUGCCGGGAGCGCGAGGCCGAGCAGCAGACCAACGGCAAGAAAUUAUUCUAUCAGCUCAACAGCAAGAAGCACCACCACUACCAGCCAGACCUCAAGGUGCACGAGCCCAUGUUUGCCAAGCCCAGAGACGUCAGAGCCCCAGAGCUGCCCAACAAAGGGUACAAUGUGCCCCCUGUGCUGCAGCAAAAGUGGGUUCGGGACAAAGACUCUGGCUGCCUGACCAAAGUGAAGGAUAUCACUAUGGAGCUGAAGAAUCUUCCAGCUGACCUCAACAACCACAAAGAGCCGGAGAUGGUUAAACCUAAAGAGGAUGCUUCUACACAGUCUAAUGGUGUCAGCAGCAGCAAGCUAAAGAUCGUGAAGAACAAAAACAAGAACGGGCGGAUUGUUAUCGUCAUGAGUAAGUACAUGGAAAAUGGAAUGAAGACAGCUAAAAUAAAAACCGGUGAAACUGCAGAAAAGCCGGGGCAAGAAAUGGACAUCAGCACAGAGAACAACCUUGAAAAGAUGAAACUUGUCAAGAAGCUCGGCCUCAUGAACGGAUUUGCGAAAAACCCCAAAGACAAACCCGCUAUUCCAAGUACUGGAUUUAACGUAGAUCGCCGAAAAGAAAAGGAACAGUCCCCCAAAGUGGAGCCAACUGCGACGGAACAGGAUAAACAUGUCGAGGUCAGGGGUCGGGGGCAGCUUCCAGCGGAUCAGCUUUUACUAUUGACAACCAAGCCUAAUCUGCUCUCCCUGCCUUUGGAUAGGGGAGUUCCCUCUCCACUGGACAAAAGAGGAACCCAAGGUGGAUUUCAAACUCUAAAGCGACACCUCUCUGACACAGACUGCGAGGAGCAUGGGAGUACUAAGAGGUUUUUGAGUUCCAGCAGUAUCAGCGUUCCUAACAUGGUAUCUUCACCCGCCCAAAACAUCAGCUACGACCAAAACGGACACGGGGGCCACAUCGGCCUGCAGGUCUGUGGGUACGCAGAUCAAGACGAGCCUAUUGACUUGAGCAUUGACAAGUCCAGGCCUAAAGCUGCAGCGUCCACAGCGAGCCAGCCAGCAAAACACACACAAGCUGAAACUCUAGCGCACACACCGGAGGAAACGCACACACAAGCUGAAACACAUACGAUAACGGACUCGCAACCAGAAAUGCAGCGCCAGACUGAAACCCAAAGCGCUGCAGAGAAGGUGAGAGUAGACUCAUUGUCUGUUUCUAACAAUGACGAGAUAAAAGAGGAGACGUUUCCCUCCUUCCAGCCGUUCCUCGGGAAUAUAGUGAUCACAGACAUUACGACAAACUGCCUCACUGUUACAUUCAAGGAAUACAUAACAGUGUGAUCCCGCUGGAUACCAACUGUGUAACUGUAUAAAUGUAUAUUAGAGAGAUUUAAUUUAAAGAUGCUUGAAUGUACAAAUGAACCGUUGAUGUUGUUUUCAUUUUGUAAAGUUCAGAUAAAAUAACUGAACUUUUAUUGCGUUAUUUGCAUAUUGUCUUCUUAUCUUAUAAGCUCUAUCUGUUGUUAUUUCUGGAGAUUCUAUCACAUGCAGUUUCUAAUUUUACGCUCUUUCAAACGUAGUUAGAAAGCAAAAUUAGAUCAUAAAUAGAUGCCGGAUCUUUAAUUAAAGAUGCACUUAACCCUUGUACAUACUUUUCACUUUUCUAUGGAUGUAAUUUGAUUUAUACACUCAACUGUCUACAUCUCAUAAAAAUGUAGGCUAUAUGGAGAGUUUUGUAAGGAAGAGAAAUUAUAUUGAAUCAUGGUAAAAUACACUGUGCGGGUGUAUGUGCGUGCGAGUGUGUGUGCGUGCGAGUGUGUGUGUGUGUGUGUGUGCAUGCGUGAACAAGUUGACAGGUUUAAACAAGGAUAGAUGCUGCUUGGACAGAUUAUGCCAUUAGGCGUGCUUAAACAAGCAGAUGAAAAAAAAUGAAGCGUCUCUUUGUCAAUAAAUGUGAUUUGUGUUGAAAGGGAAGAGGUGAUUAUUAACGGUUAACGUUUGAUAUAUGCUCCUAUUAUUUGGUCUCCAUUCAAUGUGUUUUCUGGGUCACGCAUCUCAAGAUCUAAUAUUGAGCACAAGUCCCUUCCAUUAACACAGUUGACGUACAACCAUAUAUAUUUUCAUGUUUUGCAGCAGUGACUAAAAUAAAAACAAAAAAAUAAUAAUAUGAAUUAUAUCAGCCUAAUCUAAUCUAACAGAUUAGUACCACCACCUGGGGUUCCGUGAUUCAGCUUUUUCCCAUUCUCUCACACCCUGACACGUGUGACACAGAUGGACAAAGUAUAAAAUAAUUCAUAUUUUGUGUAACUAAACGUAUGUAAAAGCACACGCAGGCUCUUGUCAUGAUCAGAUCUGUUCCCUGAGUUCAUUCAUUCUUCUCCUUCCCUUUCAGCACUGUGUGGUAUGAGGUGCAUUGAACUGCUCUGUUGAAAACUGACCAGAUGCACUUUUGAUGUUUUCUCUGCAGACUAAAAAGUGAAGGCUUCCUAUAAUACGUUUUUGCAAUAAUAAAACUGUUUGCAAGUAAAA